This is a messenger RNA of Rosa chinensis, 887 nucleotides long. RefSeq names its product stem 28 kDa glycoprotein. The coding region runs from base 19 to 804 and encodes 261 amino acids. The record is from RefSeq and is a predicted model, not a curated record. Gene Ontology annotation, molecular function: acid phosphatase activity. The transcript is spliced from 3 exons. NCBI's taxonomy places the organism in Eukaryota, Viridiplantae, Streptophyta, Magnoliopsida, Rosales, Rosaceae.
UCUCUCUUUGUCUGCAUCAUGAAAACAUUCCCGGUACUACCACUCUUCUUCCUAGCCACACUGGUGGCAACAAACCAAGCUUCAGACGGUGCUGUAUCCCACCAGAUUCAUCUCCUCCGGCCAAAAACCGGUUCCCAUGGGAGCCACGUCCCCGGCGUUUCGUGCCUGAGCUGGAGACUCGGCGUCGAAACCCACAAUAUUAUUGGGUGGAAGACUAUUCCAGCGGCUUGUGAAGGCUAUGUAGGGCACUACAUGCUUGGCCACCAGUACAGAAAAGACUCGGAAGCUGUUAUUUAUGAGGCGCAUCUCUACGCUAAGAGCCUGAAUCUUACCAAUGAUGGCAAGAACUUGUGGGUCUUUGACGUAGAUGAGACUACUCUCUCCAACCUACCUUAUUAUGCUCGCCAUGGAUUCGGGGUGGAGGUAUUUAAUCCCAUUUUAUUCAACGAAUGGGUCUCGAAAAGCACAGCCCCAGCCUUACCUGAGAGUCUUAAGUUGUACAAGAAAUUAUUGGCUCUUGGAAUUAAGGUUGCAUUCUUAACAGGAAGACCAGAAUCUUAUAGAAAGGCCACAGAAACCAAUCUAAAAAAUGUUGGAUAUCACACUUGGGAAACGGCUAUACUAAAAGAUUCAUCUUAUGCAGGUAAGACAUCACUCUUUUAUAAGUCAUCUGAGAGAGAGAAGCUUGAGAAGAAAGGAUACAGAAUAAUUGGGAACAUGGGCGAUCAAUGGACUGAUCUCUUGGGGACAAAUGCUGGCAACCGGACCUUCAAGGUGCCGGAUCCAAUGUAUUACAUUAGUUGAAUUUUUCAUUUGAUUUUUGAUAAACUUGUAUCAAUGCCAAAAGUUUGGAAUAUGUUCAGCUUCAGUGUGCAAAUAAAACAUUU